Molecule: messenger RNA, 447 nt
Organism: Nanorana parkeri
Lineage: Eukaryota; Metazoa; Chordata; Amphibia; Anura; Dicroglossidae
Gene: LLPH
Product: LLP homolog, long-term synaptic facilitation
Exons: 3
Coding region: 39-416 (125 amino acids)
Biological process (GO): dendrite extension
Cellular component (GO): nucleolus
Molecular function (GO): RNA binding
Source: RefSeq, a predicted model, not a curated record
GUACAACCUGGGCACAUGUGCUGAGGAAGGAAGACAAAAUGGCUAAAAGUAUAAGAAGUAAAUGGAAAAGGAAAAUGAGGGCAGAGAAGAGGAAGAAAAAUGCCCCAAAGGAACUUGCCCACUUAAAAAAUAUUUUGGCCAAAGCAAAGACAGACGUGUUGAUGGAGGAUGUGAAAGAAAUAGCAACUGUUGUGACUUCUAAACAGUUGGAGAAUGAAAAUAAAACGGAAGCCGAUGCAAUGGAAGGUGCCUCCAACAUGAAAAUGGACACCGAUGGAAAACGGAACAAAAAGAGCCUUUUAGACCAGCAUGGCCAAUAUCCUGUAUGGAUGAAUCCAAGACAAAGAAAGAAGCUUAAGGCAGAGCGUGGUAAAAAGAAAGGAAAGCCAAAACACCCCAAAGGACUGGCAUGGUAGAAGUCUAGUCUGUCUGAUUUUUAUAUAGCAU